CGCUGCUCUCAGCCCCAGAGAUGCCGCCCCUGUCGCAGUCCCGGUCCCUGCAGACACUCACUGCCGGACGCAACCCGUCCCCAUCACUGCUGUUAUCAGGCCUGGAUGCGGUCCCCCUGCCUCUGUCCAGAUCCCUUCAGAUGCUUUCCACCAGGCUCCCCUCCUCCUCACGAGAGGGGCCCAAGCAUCAGGUGCCAACUUGCUAUGCUGGAGGUGUCUGACAACAGAGGGAGACCUCUCCGUGCAGUGCCCCAGAGGAGCUCAUCCGUACAUGUCCCGAGCCGGAGGCCGACGGUGCCACUCAGUCGGCGGGCACACACUUGGCUGGUGGCAGUGUCAGCGGGGCGCUGGGCCAAUGUGCGGGGACUUUUCCUGGAGGAGCCAGAACUGGCCCUGCAGCGGGACUUCGUGUCGGGCUUCACGGUGCUGCACUGGCUGGCCAAGCACGGUGAUGGGCCAGGCCUGCAGGAGCUGGCCAAAGCAGCACGCCAGGCUGGGCUGGCAUUGGACGUGGACGCUCGAUCCGGCUGCGGGUACACUCCAUUGCACCUGGCUGCCAUACAUGGCCACACGCUCGUCAUCAAGGUGUUGGUGCUACAACUGGGCUGUCAGGUACAGGUGCGGGAUGGCAGCGGGCGCCGGCCCUGGGAAUACUUGGGCAGCAGCACCUCCGGGGAGAUCUGGCAGCUCCUGCAGGCACCCCGGGGCACGAUUAUGUUCCCCACGCAGCCCCUGGCCCGUAGUGUGUCCUCAGCUAGCAAGGCUCUGCCGCCUGCAGGCCGGGCACCGCUGGCUGCGUGCCUUAAGCCACAGCGCGGCCGCCGGGCAGCAUCCCACCAAGCUGGCAGUGAGAGCGACUGACGGACAGCAGCACGCACCCCCUGCACAGGAGACUGGAUCCAAGAGGAAGGCAGGUGGGCAGGAAACGCUGCAAACACAUCUGAACUUCUUGAGGAAUGUACUCUUAAAUUAUUGCAAUGAAACAUUGUCUGAGUCUC
Messenger RNA from Meleagris gallopavo (turkey), 998 nucleotides. NCBI's taxonomy places the organism in Eukaryota, Metazoa, Chordata, Aves, Galliformes, Phasianidae. The record is from RefSeq and is a predicted model, not a curated record.